AUGGCCGUUUCGGGGGUUGCCUUGGACGAUCUCCCGGAGCUUGUGCGAGACACGCAGCUGUCGGUUCGCUUCAAAUCCGAAGGCUCGCGACAUUACACUAUCCAUGUCCCGCCGGGUCGUCGUAGCCCGAAGCCGGAAACAUGGGUCUCCAAAGAGAGGCUGGGCAGGGGAGGCCAGGGAGCUGUCGUCUUGCAGGAGAAGGUGGCCGAUGGACAAGGCCAGUUUCAGCUCCGGGCCGUCAAGACCAUCACAAUGCCGGCAGUUAGCAGCCAAACCGAUCGGGCUCUCUAUAAGCGAGAACUUGAGGCUAUGGCAAAGUUCUCUCAAACCAAGUAUUCGGACCUCUUUGUCAAGUUUCAUGGGUGGUUCACCAGCCCGGGAUUAAUACAUAUCGCCAUGGAAUACUGUGAACUGGGCGACUUGGAUAGGUAUCUUCUCAACAAUUCGAACACUAGGCUGCCUGAAUCAGAAGCGCAGGAUAUUACCUAUCAGAUUUUAAAUGCUCUCACCAGCAUGCACGAGGAGACAUUCUGCCACGGGGACCUCAAACUUGCAAACAUCCUGAUCAUAACUGCCACUCCUUCGUGGUGGGUGAAGUUAGCCGAUUUCGGCCUGAGCAAGCGGAAUGGAGUAAGUGCUAAUAAUACGACGACUGCGAAAGGCACUCCGAAUUAUAUGCCUCCGGAACUACUUGGAUACAAAGGGAACCCGAGAGAAGCAGACCCAUAUCCGGUAGAUAUGUGGUGCCUUGGGCAAGUAGGGUUUAGACUUGCCACGGGCCGUGCCAUGUUCGCCUCGCCGGCGGAUCUCUCCCGCUAUUUUUACGGCCAAACAACAUUCCGGUCGCACCUCCCUGGAGAAUAUCAACUCGAUGAAACAUUUGUUGGCUAUCUGGAGUCACUAUUGGCUCAAGAACCCCGUACGAGACCCUCAUCCAAGGACUCUUCAGACCACCCGUGGGUGCUUAGCAUUCGAAGGGAGCAUCCGGACAUCCAAGACGCUCAAGAUGAGGCGUCAGGCCAUGACUGGUUUUCAGACGUCUUAUUCUCAGAUGUCUCCGGCGACGACACUCAACAGACCACCAUAUCGCUGCAAGGGGCUCAUACUCCACGUCCUUUGAGUGCCAAUGCUACAGCCAUGUCGGGCAAUGAGGAUGAGGCCUCUGCAGCAUGGCCCACCGAUACGACGGAUCUCACCAUUCGCAAGAGCCAGACAGAGACCAUAACGCAUCCUCCAGGACCUACCACUGCCCACGCUACGGUCAUAUCAUUAAAACAAGACGAAGCCUCUGCUGUGUGGCCAACUAACACAACGACUCUUGUCGUCCCACAGAUUCAAACACAAAUAACGACGACCAAUUCUGGUCGAAUUUCGCCAACAGAAACAUCAACAGCCGCUUCCAGUCUCUCAUCAACAGCGACAUCUGGACAGCCAUUGCAAACUGCCUUCAGUGGUGAAGCCGAGAAGCACAUUGCCACCGGGGAUGAGUAUCUCGUCGCUAAGAAGUUCGAUGAGGCUGUAGGUGAAUAUACCAAAGGUUUCGAACUUGAGCCGCUUUCAACAUCGCAUCUGGAGAAGCGGGCUCGUGCCUAUUGGUGUCUCUCUAACUGGAACGGAGUACUUGACGACUGCCUUAAGAUUCGCAAGCUGGACCGGGAGAACCAGUAUUCCCUCACUUCUCUUUCCACAAUCCUUAUUUAUGCCAUGGGGAGCCCCGAAUUUCCCUUGUACUUGCUUGACCGCACUAGCCCCCCGCCAGCAGAGCAAGAGAUCCAAGAUGCGCGGAUGAUGAAGGCCAAUGUCGACUCCGCUCGGGAACUUCUUGAUAAGGGCGGUGAUGUGAAACCGGUGUUUGACAAAUUAGACAAGGCGGAAAGCAAGCUAUGGAGAAGUGUCGGCCCCCCUUACGAAUGGCAAAGCCUACGAGCAAGAGCCCACCUUGCUAUGAGCACGCAGGAUGGCCUACGUCAGGCCAAAGCCAUCACCGAAAAGCUGGUAACAAGGCGACCAAAUAAUGUUGAAUUCCUCAUUCUUCACGCCCGCGUCCAAUACCUGUGCGGGGAUUUUCACCUGGGGACUCGGCACUUGCGCAAAGCACGUGAAACCGGAGUCGCAGACGAGGCCGGCUUGGAUGAUAUCAAGAAAUGGCUGGCUAUCGGAGAGAAGCUGGGUAGUCUCAUCAGCCAGGCGAAGCGUCUAUAUGAGGUACGAAACGCCCAUCAUGCGGCCAAGUUGUACACCGAGGCACUGCAGGUCGAUUUGAAGAACUGGGCCAUCAACGCGGUGCUUCUACACAACCGGGCUCUUUGCUACGUUGAGAUGGGUAAAUAUCGUGAUGCACUGGGUGACUGCGAAAUGGCCCUCCACGCCGAUCCCGACCUAACCGGGGUUCAUGCGACCAAGGCGAAGAUCACUUCCUUUCAAAACGAGCGGCCGGAUAACCGUCGACGAAAUGUGAAAGCUGGACGGGAGUUGGCCCAGUAUCGCCAGUCCAAAAGCAAGGCCAUAAAUAGUGAAGUUGGGACCGGGGAAGAAAGCCUGUUUGAGAACUUUCGCAGCCUGCAACUGAACGAAGCGAAGUACUACCCAAGUACCUUGUAUAGCGAUGCAAUGCAAUCCACGUUACCCGCGGCUCCCACGGCUUCUCAUGGGGCUGUAACAUCCGGCGAUGGCUUCAUCAAUUUGAGGAUUGAGUACGAGGGGAGAGACUAUGUAACCAAGAUGUUGGUGGCUUACUUGGAUGCUCAGGCUUUGGAUACUCACGUCCGAACUCUUCUCCAAAUCAGCCAUCUCCAGCAACUCAAAGUGGAGCGGUACUCCGACUCAGCGUCCACGUAUAUCCCGUUAGAUCCCGAAGAUGGAUACGCCUACAGCGCCUUCCAUAGAGCGGCAACGGUAAAGAAAUGGUUCCAGCUCCGGGUGUCGAACUAUAUCCGGCGUAUUCAAUGUGACAGGUGCUUCAGCAAUAUAACAGGAGGCCGACACAAUCAUUGCUAUAUAUGUAAUGAGGGGGACUUUGAUAUCUGUUUCCUAUGCAUUCAGGCCGGGGUUGGGUGUUUCGGUGAUCAUCAAAUGACUGAGCGUAUCCUACGGGAUGGCCAGCUUAUAGUCAUUGCAUCAGACUGA
Messenger RNA from Clonostachys solani, 3126 nucleotides. The record is from the annotation of a GenBank genome assembly. Lineage: Eukaryota; Fungi; Ascomycota; Sordariomycetes; Hypocreales; Bionectriaceae.